Colletotrichum phormii is the source of this 942-nucleotide messenger RNA. RefSeq lists its product as uncharacterized. The record is from RefSeq and is a predicted model, not a curated record. The transcript has a single exon. Bases 341 to 820 code for a protein of 159 amino acids. NCBI's taxonomy places the organism in Eukaryota, Fungi, Ascomycota, Sordariomycetes, Glomerellales, Glomerellaceae.
GGCCGAGUCGUGAAAAGGAGAAAUACCUCGCCUGCCCCCUCCCACACGCCUUACACUCUCGCUUCUGUUUCCUCACCGUUUACCGCUGCGUCCAGUGCCCACACUCUCUUGCAACUGCUCUUCGUCAUCGUGCCUUUUUGCUGCAUAUUACUCUCAUUCAGAUUUAUCAAUAUCGACGAGACAAUCCCGUCAUUCUCUUGACAUUGCAUUCAUUAAAGGCAGACGCCUUGCACACGCACACACACAACUCAGGCCGGUGGAAACUCGUCGGCUUUGGUCAUACAUAGACUUAUACCGAUUCACAAAGCACCCAUAUCUCAUCCAACCAACAUCAAUCAAAAUGCGUUUCACCAGCAUCUUCGCUCUCCUGGCCGCUUCGGUCGCCGUCGCUCAGUCCUCGGAUGAGCUUACCACGACCAUGACCGCCACCACCACCAAGACGGUUACCAUCACCAAGUGCAACCCGACCAACACGGCUUGCCCCUUGUACACGCCGACUUCGUCUGUUGCGCCUACCAUCAACUCGACGACCUCCACUCCCACUUCCACCUCCACCUCGUCGUCUUCCUCUUCGUCCUCGUCGUCCUCGUCGUCCCACUUCUACCCGGCUGCCAACUCCACCAGCUUUGCUGGCCCGACCGCCUCGGCUCCUUGGACCAAGUCUACCGUCCUUCCCAUCAAGACCUCUGCCGACUCUUCUGCUCCCACCUCUGCAGGCAGCGCUGUUCCUUCCGCACCUGCGAGCGCCGGCUCUAGCCUCUUCGUCCAGAGCGGUCUCAUGGCUGCCGUUGUCGGUCUUGCUGCUCUCGCACUGAACUAGACGGCUUACCUGGCCGUCAGCGCGCAACUCACAAUGCGCAACGCUUAGUCACUUAAUACAUUAAUUCGAUUCACGACUGAUAUCACUAUUAUUCUCCGGGGAUAGGCUGAUUGGAGACCUUU